Schizosaccharomyces octosporus yFS286 is the source of this 3102-nucleotide messenger RNA. RefSeq names its product Rad54 Rhp54. The record is from RefSeq and is a predicted model, not a curated record. Gene Ontology annotation, cellular component: nucleus. NCBI's taxonomy places the organism in Eukaryota, Fungi, Ascomycota, Schizosaccharomycetes, Schizosaccharomycetales, Schizosaccharomycetaceae. Gene Ontology annotation, molecular function: DNA translocase activity; hydrolase activity, acting on acid anhydrides; ATP binding. The transcript has a single exon. Bases 116 to 2677 code for a protein of 853 amino acids. Gene Ontology annotation, biological process: reciprocal meiotic recombination; double-strand break repair via synthesis-dependent strand annealing.
CUUUCUCUCUGCCAGCACUCAUUGAAACAUAAACAACACACAUUUUCUGUCUUUGGUACAUUGUCUCUCUUUUUUUACACCUUAUUUUUACUUGAAUUAAAAAUCAUUUUGAUUGAUGAUUCAAGACCCUACAAAUAAGCCCCGUCUCGAUGCAUUACCAUCUAGAAACAAGGAAAAUGCUCCUGGAAAACUAUUCAAAAAAUUCAAGUGUCCAUCUUUAAUAAUUUCUGAAAAAAGGAAGGAAUUGCCUUUAAGAAAACGACCUAGGAUUAACUAUAAUGAAUAUGGAUCUAGCGGUAAUCAGAAUGAUUCUGCCUACAUAACAGAAGAGAGAGCUGGCUUAGCAGCUAUUAAAGAAGCAAAUCACAUUAUCCUUUCACAAGGAAGGAAAGAUCCGGGCACAGUCAUAAAAAAGCAAUUUACUGUACCGAAACCGGUCAAAGGACAUGAGGACUUGUCCAAAAUUAGUUUCAAUCGUCCCCCGCCUACUUUAGGAAUGAAGAAAAGAGCAGAAUUUAUUCCUAGACCGCUUUAUGAUCCAGCUGAUGAAUUUGCAAUUGUUUUAUAUGAUCCUACAACUGAUGAUCAUGAAGAAAUUCCCGAUAUCAAAGAAUUUUUGGCUGAAAAACGAAAAAACGAGCUAGAAGCGAAGUCAAAAAAAGGAAAAAAACAAAUAAUUGAAAAUCAAUCGGAUACUGAAGAAGAAGAAGUUAAUGAAAGUAAUGAUUCCACCGAAUCUUAUAGCCAAGAUAAUCUCGAAAAAUCUAAUGAGUCAGACUCGACAACAACCGGUAAAGGGAAAUACAGAAGGCAGAACAAAAGCCUAAAAGACUUACUUGGCAUUCAGAAAGAAAAGCCACCACCACCACCUGUACCCGUUGUAAUCGAUCCGAAGUUAACCCGCAUUUUACGUCCACAUCAAAUCGAAGGUGUUAAAUUUUUAUACAAAUGUGUUACAGGACGUAUCGAUCGUGGCGCUAGUGGCUGUAUAAUGGCAGAUGAGAUGGGUCUCGGUAAAACUUUGCAAUGUAUUGCUUUGUUAUGGACUUUAUUGAAGCAGUCCCCCCAAGCUGGAAAACCGACUAUUGAAAAAGCAAUCAUAACUUGCCCAUCGUCUUUGGUAAAAAAUUGGGCCAAUGAAUUAGUAAAAUGGUUAGGAAAAGAUGCGAUCACACCUUUUAUUGUUGAUGGUAAAAGCUCUAAGCAAGAAUUAACAGUAGCUUUGCAACAGUGGGCUCAAGUACGUGGUCGCCAGGUUACUCGACCAGUUCUAAUAUCCAGUUACGAAACGCUUAGAGGUUAUGUUGAUUGCUUAAAAAACACAGAAAUUGGCGUAUUAUUGUGUGAUGAAGGACAUAGACUAAAGAAUAGUGACUCCUUGACGUUUACUGCAUUGGACAAGUUAAAUGUCCAAAGAAGAAUUAUCCUUUCCGGUACUCCUAUUCAGAACGAUCUUAGUGAAUACUUUUCUUUGUUGAAUUUUGCCAACCCAGGCCUUUUAGGUUCACGACCAGAGUUUCGAAGAAAUUAUGAAAUCCCCAUCUUACGUGGACGUGAUGCUGACGGCUCAGACAAGGAUAAAGUUACCGGAGAUGAAAAGUUAGCUGAAUUGGCAAAAAUUGUGAAUCGGUUUAUUAUCCGUCGUACGAACGACAUUCUUUCUAAAUACCUUCCAAUUAAGUACGAGCACGUAGUUUUCUGUGGUCUAUCUGACUUUCAAAUGAAGCUUUAUAACCACUUUAUUACGUCUCCAGAGAUCAACAAAAUUAUUAAAGGAACUGGCAGUCAACCAUUGAAGGCGAUUGGUAUAUUAAAGAAGUUGUGUAAUCAUCCUGAUUUGUUAAACAUUUCGGAAGAUUUAGAAGGCUGCGAGUCGUUGUAUCCUACCGGCUUUACUCCGCGUGAACUUCGUGGUCGUGAUCGUAGUAUCGAUUCUUCUCUUUCUGGAAAAAUGUUGGUUUUGGAAAGAAUGCUUUCUCAAAUCAAACGAGAAACAGACGACAAAAUAGUGUUGAUUAGCAAUUAUACGUCGACGUUAGAUUUAUUUGAGCAGCUCUGUCGGGUGCGAGGUUAUAAAGCGUUGCGUCUGGAUGGUACAAUGAAUGUCAACAAACGUCAGAAACUUGUCGAUCAUUUCAAUGACCCAGAAAAAGAUGCAUUUAUCUUCCUUUUGUCUUCCAAAGCAGGUGGUUGUGGUAUCAACCUUAUUGGGGCCAAUAGGUUAAUUUUAUUUGACCCAGAUUGGAAUCCAGCUGCUGAUCAGCAAGCCCUCGCAAGAGUUUGGCGUGAUGGGCAAAAGAAAGAUUGUUUCGUCUAUCGCUUUAUCGCAACAGGAACAAUUGAAGAAAAGAUUUUCCAACGUCAGUCUCAUAAACAAUCCCUGUCAUCUUGUGUUGUCGAUGAAGCUCAAGACGUUGAACGUCAUUUUUCUUUAGAUAAUCUUCGCCAUUUGUUUCAGCUUAAUGAAAACACAGUUUGUGAAACCCACGAAACAUUCAAGUGCAAACGCUGUCGAAACGGUAAACAAUUUAUUCGGGCUCCUGCAAUGCUAUAUGGUGACACAAGUACCUGGAACCACUUUACUAAUCAGACUCUCGAGAAAAUUGAGGAUCACUUAUUAAAGCGAGAAUCUGGUAAGGAACAAGUUACUACUGUAUUUCAGUACAAAUCUCACUAGCUUUGUCUGUUUCUAUUGGAUUUUCUUUCUCCAACUUCUCCUGUACAAGUUUUAAUCACUCAUGUUCUAUCUUUCUUUGAUUUUAAUGGUAUUAAUGGAAUAAAGGGUUUACCUAAGUUUUUUUAAUUAUUUGCAACACUUAAGUGAUUGCUUUAUUUAUAACUGAAUUUUAUACUAGAUGAUUUUUUUAAUCUAAUACACUUUUUAAUACAUGUCUUAUGUAAUUAAGUCAAGCUUACACUGAAAGUUCUGCUAUAAAAGAGAAAGGCUUUAAUCAAACUAAUCGACUGAAUAUCUUUUGAAUUUAUUAUUUUGUAUAUAUACUAUGCACAUUAUCUUCGUAAAAUAAAGUAAACAGGAAAAUUCGAACCUUUGAAAAUAUUGCACUCAAAUAGAUAUAUAAAGGCAUCUUUUUUACUUAACUU